Molecule: messenger RNA, 1113 nt
Organism: Notodromas monacha
Lineage: Eukaryota; Metazoa; Arthropoda; Ostracoda; Podocopida; Cyprididae
Source: the annotation of a GenBank genome assembly
GAAGGGAAGUGUCACGAUGGAUCGAAAGCGAGCAAAGUGGUUUAUCUCGGACAGUCGGGACGAUUGGCAACCACGGGAUUCUCUCGCUAUUCGGAUCGCCAAUUGGCCAUUUGGCAAGAGAACGACUUGUCAAAUCCGCUUCGAAUCGAAGACAUCGACUCAUCCUCUGGUGUCAUAUUUCCGUUCUACGACGCCGACACUCGAAUCUUGUAUCUCGCUGGAAAAGGUGAUGGAAACAUUCGAUACUACGAAAUCGUCGAAAUGGACCCGUACUGGUUUUACUUGAACCAGUACUUAUCUGGAUGGAAGAUGCCGACAAACAAGCCGGUCGUUUACAAGCCCAGUGAGAAGAAGCUAAUCACUUCCGAUCUCAACAAUGAACGGAAAUUCCUUUUCAUUUCCCAAGAAACUCAUCCUGACUACAGGUCAUUGGACUGUAGAACGCCCGGGAAACCCUCGAUCGCCGAACUCGAAGAACGCACUUGUGCGACGCUAAGAAACGGGAAUCACUGCGACAGCAUGGAAGUGACAUCUAUUUCAAAUUCAUCGCCAAAGACAAUCGUCGCGUCAUCUAGCUUUGACGCAUCGUCGGAGAAGAAAUGUGAACGUUUAGACGCUUCAGUGAAUGGAAGCGAAAAUAUGGACUCGUUGACGACGACGAGAAGUGCCAAGUGUGGAAUGGAAUCCACACCUAAUUCGCCUUCGAGACCCGAGAGGUUAGAAGUGACAUCUACGCCGAAGCCUGCGAAACGGAAUGGAGCGUCGCCUCCAUCGGUUACGCCCAGGCGUCGGUCCGUCACUCCGGUGUCUUCGGAUAAUUCUCCGUGUCCCAAGCUUGCCAAGGACAUGGAUGGACGUCCACAACAGCGUCACGGGGUGGACUCUGGGACGUCGACGGCGACGCCGACGACAUCUGAAGACGAGGACGAAGGACGGAAGUUUGCGUGUAGUCUGGAAGACGUGCGUCGCGGUGGGGUGACAUCUGGCGGUGGCACGCUGCGACAGGCGCCGCGUCGCAGUCAGAGUGUUUCGUGGCGCCGGCGGUCGGCGCCGCCCAGGGGCCCGAUUGUGUGCGAAAUCAUCGCUGCUUUGCAGCGUCAUUCCUCUUUCUCG